AUGAGAGUGCUCACAGAUACUGCCGACCAGUGCGUUCAACUGGAAGUGCAAGGCAAACAGAAAAACGUAAACAGGCUAAGAAAUGGAAUAAGAACGAUGACACCAGAUGUCGUAACGAUGUCGUUUAGGCUGAUGAAACCUUGCAGGAAGCUCUUUGAAAAAAGUGGCACACUUGCUGGCAUCCAGAAAAAUGACGAUGUACGGAUUCAUCGAGUCUUAGUUAAAGCCGACGAUCAAUCAGUAAAUGUAGUGCGUAUGAAAUGGAAGAUAUCAUCGCUGAAUGAAAAAAAUAUAAUUAAGGCGCUGGGACAUAUUGUCGAUAGAGUCUGCCAGCAAAUUGAUUGCCAGUUUUUUGAAAAAGAACUUCUUAUGAAACGCUCUUUGGAACUUAAUGAAAAUCUGUUUACAGCAGAAAGUUUCGAGAAAGAUUUCUUACAAGAACCAUUCAUAAAAACUGAUCUAUCGAAGUACACGCCUAAGAUCAAUGAACUUAACAGAAGAGGCUUUGAGUACUGCAAACGUAUGCUCAAGUUGAUUCAGUGUUUUCAUGAAUUCCCAUAUAUGAAAGAAUAUCUGAGCAGUCAUCUGAAUAGCAAUGACUGUUUGUCACGCCAUGUCAAAAAAAUAGAAAGAAGGAACAUGUAUCUUUCUCUCUCUAGGGGUACAGAAUUUUUACGAACUAUUGGAGAAUUUUCCAAAGCAAAUGGCUUGAACGUAAGCGUAAUAUCCAACGAGGGAAUGGUAAUCAGUGGUGACGUCAACAUUCUUCUCAAUGCUUUUCAGUCAUUUGUUAUGGACUCGUGUAAGAUACGUACGCACGUCUAUACGACUGACGGCUGUCAGUGCCACUUCGACCAACGCAUUGUCCUUUAUAAACAAGAAGAGAAUGCAAAAUCAGGGCCUACCUUGCUUCUCCUUGAAAAGCAUUCGAAAUCCUUGUCAGACGAAGCAAGAUCUCAGUUCGAUAGGUCAAUUACACACAGAAACAGUUUAGUAAAUGCCAAUGAUCUCAGAAACCACGCAAACUUAGUGUCAACAAUCAGUAGAAAAUACGAAUUUCCCGGUGGAUAA
Molecule: messenger RNA, 1071 nt
Organism: Helobdella robusta
Lineage: Eukaryota; Metazoa; Annelida; Clitellata; Rhynchobdellida; Glossiphoniidae
Exons: 8
Coding region: 1-1071 (356 amino acids)
Source: RefSeq, a predicted model, not a curated record